AUGCAUUUGGUUGUUGAUUCCUCAAGCUUUAUUGAAGCUGACCCACUCGGGGAUGAAUUAUGUGGUCACAUGAUUCGUCUGUUUGAAAUACUUGAAAUGCCUAUUGUGACCUUGGGCAAGCUAAGUGGGGAAAGCUCGGCCAAGUAUCAAGAUGAUUAUGGCGAGUGUCUUCAAGGUGUUUGCAAUCACUUGAAUAAACAUGGAACCAGAGAAAUGCUGUAUCUGAGCCAUGAUAUACCGCGUCAAGAUUCCAAGUUAUUUCAGGUCAUGAAAGAUUUCUGGACCAAUUGGGACGUCUACUUAUUAGGAGACUUUAUUUCCGCCGAGCUGUACGCUGACGCUACCUCAGAAACAACUCGCAGGCAGCACCUCAUCUUAACUAGCGCUGUAUCACUACCGUUCGAAAUUUUGUACACGGCUCUUCAUCCUAAGUUUUCGGAUGUUAGCAAAUUGAUUGUGAAGCCUCUGAUUGAGCUAAAACGGAAGCAAUACUCACGUGAGGAGACACUCCAGAGUACCCUGAAGAGUGAUAGAGACCUUGGGUUUGUAGAUUCCAAGACUACCAUCCAGAUUGAUCCUUCCAAGUCACGUAUUGCCCUUUUCGUGUGCGAUGUGCAAGACAGAAUACUGAAAGGUUUGAGCAACGUCAGUGAAUCUGGUGUGAAGGAGCUGGUCGAUCAUAUAGGAAAUUGCAUAACCUGGGCCCACAAAACACCGCGCAUCGACUUGGUAGUGACCGCACAAAUUCCAGAGAAGCUAGGACCGGUUAACUCCACGAUACUGGAGGCCCUGAAACCCCCACCGGCCUCUGGCAAAUCUACUACCGCAGUGGUGCCCAAAACGUCCUUCAGUGCGGGAAAAUAUUUAGCCGACUACGACACCGUUAUUAUCACCGGGAUCGAGACGCACAUCUGCAUUCUGUUAACUGCAUUGGAACUGACCGGUAACCAGCAGGCUAUUGUCGUAAGGAACGCCAUUGCCAGCAGCACACCAUUCGACGACUGGAUUGCACUGCUGAGACUAGGUAAACGGCCCAACGUGAGGGUUAUAGAGUCCGUUGAUCUCAUAGAAAUCUCGAAGUGA
Gregarina niphandrodes is the source of this 1083-nucleotide messenger RNA. RefSeq names its product putative isochorismatase family hydrolase. The record is from RefSeq and is a predicted model, not a curated record. The coding region runs from base 1 to 1083 and encodes 360 amino acids. Lineage: Eukaryota; Apicomplexa; Conoidasida; Eugregarinorida; Gregarinidae. The transcript has a single exon.